Messenger RNA from Neltuma alba, 825 nucleotides. Its product is annotated as UDP-glycosyltransferase 71E1-like. The record is from RefSeq and is a predicted model, not a curated record. Gene Ontology annotation, molecular function: UDP-glucosyltransferase activity. NCBI's taxonomy places the organism in Eukaryota, Viridiplantae, Streptophyta, Magnoliopsida, Fabales, Fabaceae. Bases 1 to 825 code for a protein of 274 amino acids. The transcript is spliced from 2 exons.
AUGAAGAAAUCGCAGCUAGUUUUUGUGCCCAUACCAGGCACAAGUCACCUAGUGCCCACCGUCGAGUUCGCUAAGCGCCUCGUCAACCGCCACGAAAAUCUUUCUAUCACCCUCCUCAUAAUCAAAGCACCGAAUGACCCAACCGGCGACACCUACACGCUUCACCUCACCUCUUCCCUUUCCUUCCCAAAACGUCUCCGCUUCAUUCUCCUACCUCCGCUCCACGACCCUAACACCGAUCACCAUCUUAUUAAUCCAGCUUCCUUCAUCGACUCUCUCGUUGAAAACCAGAAACCCAACGUCACACAAGCCGUGUCCGCCCUCAUCUCAGGCACCGACUCGCCUCGACUUGCCCGGUUCGUGGUCGACAUGUACUGCUCGACCAUGAUCGACGUCGCCAACGAGUUCGGAGUUCCAACCGUCGGAUUCUUCACUGCAAGUGCCGCGUUCCUCGGGUACAUGCUUCAUACUCACACGCUCCGAGAACGAGACGGCGUUGAUACGACUGCCUUUAAUUUCAAGGACUCCGGCGCCGAGUUUGCCAUCCCGAGCUUGAAGACCGAAAUAUUAAAUCGCCACGCUGUCCAGUCACUCUCCAACAGUGAUCUUCCUAAGGUCUAUCCGGUGGGGCCCAUCUUAAGUGUAGGGGAGGCCAAGGACACCAAGAUGGUUCAAAGAAGGAUCCGACGUGAUGGAGCCCUUUAUUUCUCGACAACCUCGUUGAUUCGCUGCUGUCUACUCUACUCUGCAAGACUGCUAACCAUCUUCACCAGAGUUAAGCAGAUCGUUUCAUUAUUCACUUGUACGUGCGCACCACGGCCAUGA